Messenger RNA from Trichoplax adhaerens, 2373 nucleotides. RefSeq lists its product as uncharacterized. Gene Ontology annotation, biological process: mitotic spindle organization; cilium-dependent cell motility; mitotic cytokinesis. The transcript has 13 exons. Gene Ontology annotation, cellular component: mitotic spindle; axoneme. Gene Ontology annotation, molecular function: alpha-tubulin binding; calcium ion binding. Bases 1 to 1944 code for a protein of 647 amino acids. The record is from RefSeq and is a predicted model, not a curated record. Lineage: Eukaryota; Metazoa; Placozoa; Uniplacotomia; Trichoplacea; Trichoplacidae.
AUGUCCGGAUUACCUCUCUUACCUGGAAACAGUUUUCGUGAUCCUACAAAAACCAAGUAUCAUAAGCCUCAAACUUUAGGCUUCAGGAAUGGAUAUACGGUUACUCCACCACCAAAAGCCGGCAUUGGAGGUGAAAAAUUAACAACAACUUUAUAUGAUGAACUUCCCAAUCUUUCUCAAUUGGCUAUAAACAAACCAGAGAUGAUAUAUGGGCAAGCUAAUCAAGCCCCUGAGGAGGAUUACAUACCCGCACAUGUUGCAUUCGAUAAAAAAGUACUAUGUUUUCAAGCAUUUUACAAACAAGCUGUCCAUGAAUCAGCAGAUGAAUACUAUCGAAUACGAUUUGUGAAAAUUUAUUACUAUUUGGAAGAUGAUUCCAUCGCAAUUGUUGAACCACCGAUGAGAAAUAGCGGAAUGCCGCAAGGUAAACUAUUAAAGCGACAACGUUUACCAAAAGAUGAUUUCGGUAGCACAUGGCAUUGGAAAGACAUUAAUCUUGGUGUUAAUUUAUCAACUUACGGAAAAGUCUUUCAUAUCUAUGACUGUGAUAAAUUCACCCAGGAUUAUUUGGAAAGUGAAGGUAUCGUCAUGAACCCUCCAGAAAUUCCAGCCCCUGAUCCUUAUAUCGAAAAAAGAAAUACUCAGCAAAGAACUUUUGCAACCAAGUCAGAUGAAGACAAAUUGAAAAAAUUUCUAACGCUUGAUAAGAAAGUAUUAAGAUUUUUCUGCAUUUGGGAUGAUCGUGACAAUAUGUUUGGUGAAUUGAGGCCAUUCGUCCUUCAUUAUUAUUUGGUUGACGACACGAUUGAAAUUCGUGAAGUUCGACAGCAAAAUAGUGGACGCGAUCCAUUCCCUUCACUCAUGUCAAGGCAAAAAAUACCAUUGAAUCGGAAUUCAAUUCCUUCGUCAUUUCCAACAUCGGUGCUAGAGUUAUCCAGUCAGGAAUUGAAAGACUACAUAGUUCCAUCAGACCUCAGAAUUGGUAGAACCUUGAAUAUUCUAGGUCGAAGAUUCCUAUUAUAUGAUUGCGAUCUUUUCACUCAAAAUUAUUAUUAUCAACAUUAUAAUAUAACUGAUUUCACACCUAUUGAUGUGAUGGAAAAGCGUCCACCUCCACCUAGAAAGGAAAUUCCACCAUAUAAUGGUUUUGGCAGUCUUGAAGAUUCAGAACAAUCUUGUAAGACCUUGAUACCACAGCCUCCAAAGAAAGAUUUUAUGAAAAUGCUUGAAUUCAACAAUGUUAUUCUUCGUUAUGAAGCUAAAUAUGUGAACCCGAGUCCAGAAGAUGCUACUCGUCGAUUUGUCUUUACAUAUCGGUUAGCGGAUGACUUGAUGCUUAUCUAUGAGCCACGCCAGAGAAAUUCUGGAAUAAUAGGUGGAAAAUUCUUAGAGAGAACUAGAGUGGUAAAACCUGGGUGUGAUCCAAAUAGACCAGAAUAUUAUGGCCCUAAAGAUUUUACUAUUGGAUCAGUUGUUGUUGUUUAUGGUCACAAGUUUGUUAUAACCGAUGCUGAUGAUUAUGUAUUCCGCUACAUCGAAGAAAAUCCAGAUCAAUUUCCAUCCGAUAUCAUCGAAUCGAUGCGAAAAUAUAAAAUCGGAAAAGAUAAAAUUCGAGAUGAGAAAAAACAGAUUGAAUCAAAAAAGACAAAAAAUAUGGCGGCUCCUGUGAGAAAUGAACAAGAAUUAGACGAAUUGGUACGUACAAUCCAAGCGCAACUGAAACGUGAAAAUUACAUGAACAGCCAUUCAUUACAGGAAGCCUUUUUGCAAUGUGAUAAAGAUCGAUCUGGAAGAAUUGACCGGGAUGAGCUUGCUACAUUAUGCGAGAAAUUUAAUUUACCAUGUGAUGCCCAGCUUCUGCGAACUCUUAUUAAUAGAUGCGAUAUGAAUAACGAUGGUUUGAUCGACUAUUGGGAAUUCAGUCGAUUCUUAAACUGGAAUUAAUCAGUAAUUCUAACUUAAAACUUUAUCUUGGUAAUAUUCCAGCAUUUAUUAUGCAAGGAUUUACGUUAAUACGUACUGUAAUAUAUGCAAGAUCAUGAUUGAAACACUAUUACUGUUUACGAUGUGGUCUGGUAUGAUUGUUAAACUAUCUUAAUAAGUAAUACGUAUGACCGUAAAAUUUUUGGCCUUUUUGAUUGUAAAUUUCAACAUACGCGUAUUUCAUAGUUUAGUGUCACGAGUACAUAAAUGCGAUAUUGAGCUGGUGUGUUUCUGUUUUCACGCUGUGCAGUGUCAAGUCCUGAUAAUGUUAUUAUUAGCGAUGAUAAUUCGAUUCUUAUUGGGUUCUGAAUAGCAUAACACAUAGCAUAUGCCUGUUAGUUAAUCAUUAACAUUAAUAUGUCAUGGUCGUAAUAUAAAGUGCCAAAAAUA